This is a messenger RNA of Fraxinus pennsylvanica, 1275 nucleotides long. The record is from the annotation of a GenBank genome assembly. NCBI's taxonomy places the organism in Eukaryota, Viridiplantae, Streptophyta, Magnoliopsida, Lamiales, Oleaceae.
AUGGGUUAUCGUGAAACAAUAGUCGUUUCAUCACCAGAAAUAGCUAAAACUGUACUACAAAAAUAUGAUCAAUCCUUAUGUGGCAGAACUGUCCCCGUAACCCUAGAAUCCCUCCAGCAUGACAAAUUUUCUAUGCCGUGGUUGCCAGUUGAUAAUCAAUGGCGUAAACUUCGCAAAAUAUUGAAAGAACAAAUGUUUUCACUGCAAAGGCUUGACGCAAGCCAGGGCAUUCGACGAGAAAAAUUGCAGAAACUAUGCGACUAUGUGAAUCAAUGUUGUGUUAAUGGUCAUGUAGUGAAUAUAGCUGAGGCUACAUUUACGACCUCACUUAACAUGAUAUCGUCCACUCUUUUCUCAGUUGAUUUUGCCGACUUCAAUUCUGAUUCCUCUCAUGAGUUUAAGGAUGUUGUGUGGAAUAUAGGUAAAUGUAUUAGCAGUCCUAAUCUUGCAGAUUUCUUUCCAGUUCUUAAAUAUGUUGAUCCACAAGGAAUCUCACGCCGAACCAAGUUUUAUUACGGAAAAUUAUACGCAAUUCUGGAAAGUAUUAUAGAUCAACGGUUGAAAUCAAGAGGAACAUUAGAAAAAAAUGAUUUGCUGGAAGCCCUUCUUUAUCUCUACAAAAAGUCUGAGCCAGAAUUAAGCCAAAAAGAUAUAAAAUAUCUACUAGCGGACUUAUUUCUUGGUAGCACGGAUACGGUUCCAGCUACUGUUGAAUGGGCAAUGGCUGAAUUACUCCGCAACCCCAAGAAGAUGUCGAAAGCUAAAAGAGAGCUUAGUGAUGUGAUUGGAGAGCAUGGUGUGAUUCAAGAAUCAGAUAUUUCAAAGCUCCCUUACUUAGAGGCCGUAGUGAAAGAAAUACAUAGGCUUCACCCUGUCGGACCCUUGUUAGUACCUCAUAAAGCUAUGGCUGAGAUUGAAAUCAAUGGUUACAUAGUCCCCAAAAAUGCUCAAAUACUAGUUAAUAUAUGGGCAAGCAGUAGAGAUUCAAACAUUUGGUCCAAUCCAGAUUCAUUUAUGCCAGAAAGAUUUUUAGAUAAAAAAAUUGAUUUCAAUGGCCAAGAUUUCAAGUUCAUUCCCUUCGGCGCAGGGAGGAGAAUAUGUCCGGGAUUGCCUUUGGCGCACAGGGUAGUACACGUAAUGUUGGCCACUUUGAUACACAAUUUUGAUUGGAGACUUGAGGAGGGACUGAAACCAGAAGACAUUGACAUGAGUGAGAAAUACACUAUUACUUUACACAAGGCCACAUCUCUCAAGGCAUUUCCAAUCAAAUUGUGA